AUGGCACCCUCACCGCGGGUUCUCAUUAUUGGCGCUGGCAUCGUCGGCGUCAACGUUGCUGAUGAGCUGGUCUCUCGCGGCUGGACCGACAUCACGGUCCUGGACCAGGGACCUCUGGACAUGCCUGGUGGCUCAACCUCUCACGCCCCUGGCCUUGUAUUCCAGACAAACACAUCAAAGACUCUCAGCAAGAUGGCCACUUACACAGUUGAGAAGCUACUAUCACUAGACUGCUUCAACCAAGUCGGUGGUUUAGAAAUCGCUACUACUCCUGCACGACUGGAGGAGCUCAAGCGAAAAAGGGGAUAUGCUUACUCUUGGGGCAUAGAGGCGAAUCUCAUCAGCCCUGAGAAGUGCCUUGAGUUGUACCCCUUGCUGGAUAAGAGCAAGGUUCUUGGUGGUCUUCACAUUCCUACUGAUGGUCUUGCACUGGCUCGUCCUGCUCAAGCGAAGCUUAUUGAGCGAACGCGAGCAGCUGGUGUCAAGUAUCACGGAUCUACAGUGGUCACAUCCAUCGACCACCACGACGGCCACGUCUCAGCUGUCCACACCAAGAAUGGAACUUUCGAGGCUGAUAUCGUCAUCUCAUGCGCUGGAUUCUGGGGUGUUGAGAUCGGAGCCAUGGUUGGCCUGCCAGUUCCCCUGACACCAAUGGCUCACCAAUAUGUGCACACAAAGUCGGUUCCUUGCCAGAAGGGCAAGAAUGAGGAGCCCAACGGUGCCAAACUUCCCAUCCUCCGUCACCAGGAUCAGGAUCUCUACUACCGUGAGCACGGUGAUCACAUCGGCAUUGGAUUCUACGGCCAUCGCCCAAUGCCCGUUGUUGCAGCCUCGCUUGGCGAGACGCCCAAGAACGUCGAUUCCCGAAACAUGCCAUCCAGCCUUAAAUUCACUCCCAAGGACUUCGCACCAGGUUGGGAACUGUCGAAGGAGAUCCUUCCUGCUCUCCGAGAAACCGAGAUUGACCACGGUUUCAACGGUAUCAUGUCUUUUACCCCCGACGGUGGCCCUCUUGUCGGCCAGGCCCCCAACUUUGACAACUUCUACGUCGCUGAGGCUGUCUGGGUCACACAAUCUGCUGGUGUCGGAAAGGCACUUGCUGAGCUUCUCACUACGGGCCGAUCUGAGAUCGACCUCUCUGAGUGCGACAUCUCCCGCUUUGAGCAGGUUCAACUUUCUCCUGCAUAUGUUGCCGAAACAACAUCUACACAGUUCGUCGAAGUCUACGAUAUCCUCCACCCCCUCCAGCCCAAGGAGUCACCCCGCAACCUCCGAGUCAGCCCCUUCCACCAGCGCCAGCAGGAGCUCGGUGCCUACUUCCUCGAGGCUGGUGGUUGGGAACGCCCUCACCACUUCGAUGCCAACGAGAAGCUGCUCAAGGACUUGCCCGAGGCUUGGAAGCCUGUCGAGCGAGAUGCUUGGUCUUCUCGAUACUACUCUGCUACUCCUAUUCGACGGCUGGAGAUCACUGGUCCUGGUGCUGCUGAGCUGCUUCAGCGCUUGACGACUGGCAACGUUGCUGGAAAGGUUGGCAAGGUGACAUUCACCCUGCUCUUGGAUAACCAGGGUGGUAUCAAGAGUGACAUCUUCGUCGCUCGACUCGGAGAGGAUCUCUUCCAUCUCGGAGUCAACGGCCCCGUCGACCUUCACUACUUCACACGCGAGGCCAAGGUUCAGACCAAGGCCAGCCCUCACCGAGCAGUCCAGGUCCGCGACAUCACCGGUGGCCUCGCUGCCGUUGGAGUCUGGGGUCCCCGUUCCAAGGAUCUCAUCAAGCUCGUCAGCAAGGACGACUUCUCCGACCGGGCUCUGCCUUAUCUGAGCGUCAAGAAGGCUGAGAUCUCUGGCAUUCCCGUCAUCGCCACCAACUUCUCAUACAUUGGCGAAGAAGGCUGGGAGAUCUACACAACCGCCGACAACGGUCUGCGACUCUGGGAUGCUCUUUGGCAGGGUGGCCAGCCUUAUGGAGCCAUUGCUGCUGGUCGAAGCGCCUUCAACGCUCUCCGCAUCGAGAAGGGCUUCCGAUCUUGGGGUACCGACAUGACCUCUGAGUACGACCCCUACGAGGCUGGACUCGAGUUUGCUCUUCAGCCAGGUAAGGAUGGCUACGUUGGCUACAACGCCCUCAAGGGUCGGUCUAGCGAGAAGGUGUCUCGCCGCAUUCGCGGUCUCACUAUCGACGAUGGUCGCUCCGUCAUUCUCGGCAAGGAGCCAGUGUUCGUCAAGGGCCGUGCUGUUGGCUACGUAACAAGCGCAGCAUUCGGAUACAGUGUCCGCAAGCCUAUUGCCUACGCAUACCUACCCAAGGAAGUCCUCGAAGGUGACAAGGUAGAGAUUGAGUACUUCGGCAAGCGCAUCAAGGCUACCGUUACAUCUCUGCCAUUUUACCAGCCCGAGAAGAGCGCAUAUGGCCAGACCUCCCAGGCCAGCUUCUCCGCUCGUCUGUAG
This is a messenger RNA of Fusarium verticillioides 7600, 2448 nucleotides long. RefSeq lists its product as hypothetical. The transcript has 2 exons. NCBI's taxonomy places the organism in Eukaryota, Fungi, Ascomycota, Sordariomycetes, Hypocreales, Nectriaceae. Gene Ontology annotation, molecular function: oxidoreductase activity; protein binding. Gene Ontology annotation, cellular component: mitochondrion. The record is from RefSeq and is a predicted model, not a curated record. Bases 1 to 2448 code for a protein of 815 amino acids.